Messenger RNA from Camponotus floridanus (Florida carpenter ant), 5547 nucleotides. RefSeq names its product putative histone-lysine N-methyltransferase 1 (gene mu2). The transcript is spliced from 8 exons. The record is from RefSeq and is a predicted model, not a curated record. NCBI's taxonomy places the organism in Eukaryota, Metazoa, Arthropoda, Insecta, Hymenoptera, Formicidae. Bases 131 to 5353 code for a protein of 1740 amino acids. Gene Ontology annotation, molecular function: protein binding.
UUCAUAGGGUGUAUGGCGUGUUAUGGCGGGAAGAAUCACAUUCGACUGUACAAUCAGUCGAUUGUUUAGAAAAUAUUCUUCUUAUCGACGCUGAGUGUAAGCUUAUUGAUAUAAACAAUUUCUGAUAACGAUGGAGUUUGAGGCCACACAAAUCUAUGAGGAUGACGAGCUUUUGCCUACUCAAAAAAUUUCAUGUACUGAGGAAGAUGAACAGAUACAGGUUGGAACAUUAAAUAUCAAUUCUAAUGAAUAUCAGAUUAAAGGAGGGAUCACAAAAAUUGGUAGGCAUAAUACCUGCGAUAUAGUUAUAAACAAUGUGACAGUGUCAAAAAUACAUGCAGAGAUCGAAGCUAUGAGAAAUCAAGAAUCAAGUAUUUGGAUUUGCGAUCUCAAUUCCUCCAACAAAACGAAGCUUGGUGAUAAAAUAUUGCUACCCAAUCGUUUAUAUGAAGUCAGGGAUGGAAGUAUCAUUACAUUUGGUACAGUGGAUGCGACUUAUCGCGCAUAUCCUCCGAUGGUGAUACCAGAAACACCUGCGCCAUCGCAAAGAAGAGUUACAAAUAGAAUAAUUCCGAGCACUCCGGAUUCGUCUCUCAAUAAUUCAUCCAGUGAUGGAUCCGUUAUCCUUGGAACACAGAAAGACAAACAGAACAACGUUUUUCUACGGCCACAAGUUCCACAACAACGUCAGUCAAGCAUUGGUAAAAAGAAUACUUCUCAUGCAUCUUCUAGUGAAAGCGAUGAUUUACAAACUGUUACUGAAUUGCGUGCCUCCAAUAUUGACAUUAGUGAAAACCGAGAACUUAGUAGUAUAUUUGAUAUAGAAACGCAAAAAUUAGAACAUGAAAUGGUGACAUCAAAAUCUAUUCAUGAUAUAGAGACGCAAAUAAUUCCUAUGGAUACGUCGACACAUUUUCAAGCAAAUACUAAAGCUAACAAGCAAACCAAGCUAAAUGUCCAAGAUGAAAUAGCUAAUACUUCUGCGAUAGAUAUUCAUGAUAUGGAAACUCAACAUUAUGAGAGCUAUAUUAACGAAUCAAAGACUCAAAAGAGCAAAGAUAAUAUUUGGAAUGUAACACUGAACAGGUUUGUAACAGAUAUUCAUGUGGAAACGCAAAAUUAUAUUGAUGAUACUAACAAAGAUACGAAAAAGUCCAAAAUAGAUAAAAAUAAUCAAAAGAAAAACUUAGAUCAAAUCGAUAAUAUUAAUGAUUUAGAAACGCAAAAGUUCAAUGAUAAAAAUAUUGCAGAAGACAUAUCCAAUGUAGAAACUCAACCUGAACUAAAUGCAACCAGAAAAAUACUUCAUGUAAAAAGACAACUUGAAACAGAUGACAUUGUAAAUGAUAUCAAUAAUGAUCGAACUACUAAAGAUACUGAUAAAGAUAACACAUCAAAAACUGUAAAUAGAACUAAUGAUGAUAAGGAAAAAGAUAAAGAUAACAUGAUAGAAACUGUUAAGACCAAAAUCAAUUAUGAUAAUGUUGCACCAUCAUCCAAUUCCAGAUCUAGUAGUCCUGGAUCUUUGAAUUUAUCGUCACCAGGAGUAGAUGAAGAUUGCCUUUCCUUGACACAGCAUAGCGAUCAUUUGCUCGAAUCAUCAGAUUUAUUGGAAUACUUUGGCGAGGGCAUCGAUAAACGAGAAACAAUACGAGUGCCUAACACAUCUACACCAAAAUCACAUGCGAAAACUUCAUCGGAAAGAGAUAAUAAUGUCGAAAAUGUAUCGAACCAUGAUGAAGACAAUAUUUUUGAUGCUCUCACGCAACGCGUUCACGAGUUUGAAGAGAGACCGAACGAAAUCAAUGAAAAAGAUAUAAUAUGUAAGAAAAAACAUGGAUCAAGAGAAAACAUCGAUGGUGAUCUGGAAAAGGACACAGAGGAACAUUCCGAAAAAUUUGUUCAAAAGCAGUGCAAAUCUUUAGAAAUUUCGGAUAAAUCUUCCAACGACAAUAUAAGUAAUAGAAAUGAUCCAGGCACGAGUGUUGAAUCUGAAGAUUUAUUCGAUGCAUUAACACAACAAUCCAAUAGUCCUGCAGUUAAGAAUACAUUGAACUCGUCAGUCAAUCAAUUAUCGAAAAUUAACGUUGAUGUUGAUGAUAUGGCGCCGACACAGAUUAUUAAUAAUAAUAAAAACACUCAUAAUCAAGACAAUCUGAUAAACAAAUCUUUGACAAAUAUUAAUGAUAGUAAUAACCCAAUCGAGGAUGGACGAAAGAAACAUGCUGGCUGUAAAAAAUCUGGAGAAUCUUUUCAAGAGAUUGAUAGUGUGGAACAAAAACUUCAUGAAAUGUUUGAUAAUGUAAAUAACAGCAUUCACGAGCCAACACACAUGUCGACUCAGGCCCUCGAAGAUAUUCUGGAAUCAUCACAGUAUGACAACAAUUUAUCUGCUAACACUGUAAAUGAAAGUUCACUUAAAGAUAGCAUAUUGCAAACGCAAUUAGAAAAGAAAAAUCGUGGGGCUUGUGAUCAAUCUCAGCGUAAGCUAGCAGAUACCGAAACGAAUAAUGUAAAUAAUGCGGAGAUCGAUUCGCAAAAUUCAGAUACUUAUUUUUCUACUCUUACUACAAAACGCAAAAGAAAUAUUCUGAAAGAAACACAGGAGCUUGUAGAUUCCAUGCUCCAGAAUGUAAUUCCUUCUCAUCAAGAUUCUAAUACUUCAUUAAUAUCUAAAAGAAAUAAUGAAAAGAUUAAAGAUAAUACAUCUACAGAAUCUAAUAAAAGAAGAAAAAAGAUUUCAAAAUCAAGAAAUGAAUCCGAUUCGAUGACAGAUGCUCUAAACGACGAUAACGUAAUCGAAACUAUCUCGAACGGGAACAACGAGAAAAAUCUUCGACGUUCGAUGAAAAGAAAACAUGCAUCUGCGUCGAAAACGGACAAACGAGUUUUGAGGAAUAAUCCGAACAAAGUCAAAGUUGAUGAUGUAGAAAAGGACUCGGGGAGUGAGUCCGAUGUUUGUGCACCUUGUCCAUUGGCAGAUGUAAGACGUACACAAACAUCGGACAUGAAUGAGAGCGACGAUGACAUUCUAGCACGUUUACCACCUGCUAGAAUAUCGGGGACGCUUUCAAAUCCAGCGAGUCCUUCUGCAACAUCAACGUUGACUGAAUGUAGCGGCAGAUCUAAACAAGACAUUGUAAAAGAUGGAAAUAAAAAGAUUGUACAGAAUAAAUUACUGUACAAGCAAGAUGUUGAAGAUUCUAAAAAGGACAAAAGCCUGAACGAAAUACACGAUAAACCAUCAGUUUCGCUAUUUGAUAAUGAUGUGCCCAAUUGCGAUGUUCCUGAGACUAAUAAAGUGACAACACAAUUUGUCGACACCUCUGAGGACUCUGACAGUGAAGCAAAUUAUAAACGAUUCAAACAAAUGGCAGACAGAUUAAAUAAUGAGCUCGAUUGCCUGAAGCAUGAUAAACAAAAUAAAUCCAACAAAAAGAAAAGUUUAUUGCGUUUAUCGCUUAAUCUGUCGAAGGAUUUGAAGCAAGAUACUGACGAUGAAUUGAAAAGUUUACAGAUAAGUUCACGAGUGACGCGACAAUCCAGUAAACAAAAUGAUGAGAGUUUGAAUGUAUCGUGCAAAGAAGCUCACAUGGAAAAUACGACUUACGAUAAAUCUAUGAAACCAGAAACGAGAUCUAUUGUCACUAGGAGAAAGAGAACUCUUAGCACGAUUGAGAAAGAUGCUGAACAGACGAAUUUGAGGAAACAUGAAGCACAUCAAAUCAUCGAGGAACGUCCGAUUCUUACACGGGCUCGAAGAAACAUGAUGAAAACAGCUAUUGACAGGCAAUCUCCAAAUAUUCUUGAUUAUUUUCCUAAAACUAGCUCACGCGAAAAUUCCCCGGUGAUUGGAAAGUCUUUCCAAGAUAAUAAAACAGUACCUGAAACUGCAGAAAGUUCAAAAGCCUUAAAUUUAGAAAUUAAUAAAAGUGUGGAUUUACAAACUAAUAAAAGUGUGGAUUCUGGGAGAUCCAAUAUUAAACUGCGAAGAACUGCGAAGAAAAGUAGUAAUAGCAGCCAACAAGUCCAAGCGCAAGAGGAAAUUAAAUCUAACACAACACAGACUAAAUUAUAUCUAUCACAACACAAGAGUAUACUAAAGAUUGUACUUAGUCCGAUAAGAAGUCCUACAAUAAGAAGUCCUAUAGAAGAUGAAUCACAAGAAGUGGAAAUGAUUAUGAGAAAAAGUUUAAAUAAUGUGCAGGACAAGAAUUUGUCAAUUAGAGAAACUAAUACUGCAAAAAUAUUUCAAAGAAAAUUAAGAAUCAGAAACAAGAAACAACUCAUUGCAGAUACUGAAACAGAUUCAGCUUUAACUGAGAGUAAUACGUCAUCUAUAGAUGAUUCUAAUAAUACACAAUCUGAUAAUUCCACAUCAAAAGUUAAAAGUCGCAAAAGAUUUACCAAAAGUUCUGCAGCAAAGACACAAACUCUGGAAAAGAAGGAAACAUUUAAGAAGCCUACUCAUAUCAAUCAAAAUUCUGCAAAUUCGGUCUUUGAUUCCUCAUCAGAAAAUAUAACCAGUGAAAGCAGCCAAAAUAGUAUAGAAAGUGACAGUUUGUCAAGUUCUAGAUCUUCAAGAUCAAAAACAGCAGGUGCGAGGAGGAAGGAAAAGGUAGAAAUAACUCGAAAUAUGCGUAGAACGGCCAAUAACAGUGUCUCUUCAAUGAUGAAUACAAGUAUAGAAGUAACUUCUCUUCUAUCAACGCCUUCCACUAGGAUGCGUAGGAGUGCAUCUGUUUUGAAUUCCACACUAUCUGUUGCGGGACACAGAAUUUUGUUUACAGGUAUAACGGAGGACUACAGCAAGAUUGUUAAAACAUUAGGUGGAAACAAAGUGGAAGAUCCGGCAAAGUGCAAUGUUUUGGUUACUGACAAAGUUCGCAGAACGUAUAAAUUCUUAUGUGCAUUGGCAAAGGGUAUACCCAUAGUGACGAUAGAUUGGUUAAGAGAUAGUGAAUCAGCAGGACAAUUUUUGGAUUGGGAAGGUUACAUACUAAAAGACCCUGUCGCUGAAGCCAAGUUUGGUUUCAGAUUGAGAAAAAGUCUUGAUAAGGCUAAGGAGAAAAAAUUAUUAGAUGGAUAUACCAUUAUAUUGACACCAAAUAUUGCACCACCACCUAUAGAAGAAUUAAAAGAUAUGAUAAUGUCUUGUGGAGGAAAAGCUCUAUUACGUCCACCAAGUAAAUGGCCCGAAAAAGCGAUGAUAAUGUCUCGCGAAGAAGAUUUGUCAAGUGCGAGAAAAUUUCUUGCGAAAGCACCGAAGACUGUUACUAUACAGUCUACAGAAUUUAUUCUGACUGGUAUUUUAAGGCAGGAAGUGGAUUUCGAUAAAUAUAAAAUAAUGUGAUUACCAGUGAACCUCUCCUUUCCUUUAAUAAGAACAUCUAUUAUUAACGCUGUCAAUAUAUACUCAGGUAUCCAAAUAUUUUUAUUACUAAUUAUAUUAAUUGUUUAAAAACUAGUCUUGAUAUACAAACUAUAUAUCACAUUCCCAGUAAACAAUUUAUUUUUAAUUAUUAACAAAAACACAUCGUAAAUAAU